CAUCAAGAGGCUUCAAGCGUCCAGCAGACGCAUUUUUUACGUCUGCGGCUAAUUUAUCAAGGCGAGCGAAAAAGUACUCUGUGGAAGCAUCUGCUAAAAUGUGUGAGGCCUACAAGGCAUAUUUCGGCAUUCCUGUCGGGGAUCAAGGCAAUCCCUGGGCACCUGAUUUCACCUGCGAGCAAUGCAAAAAAACUCUGGAAGAGGGGAAAAGAGAUCCAUGAAGUUCGCUAUCCCAAGAAUUUUGCAGGAACCCACUGACCAAUCAAGCAACUGCUACUUCUGCAUGGUGGACCCUUCCAAACGUCGGACUGGCAAGAAUGAACCUGCUAUCACGUAUCCGGACCUUCAUCCAUCGCCCCGGUGCUGCCAUGAGCUCUGCAUACCCACUCCUCCGGAGAGAGAGCAGCCGUCUUUAGAAGAGAGCAGCAAGUCAGAGAGCGAGGAAGAUGUAUAUCCAGAUGACAAUUUCAGAGGUGGAGCUGAGGAGAGAAACCCAUACUACCCCAACCAAAAAGACCUCAACGACUUGAUCAGAGAUCUUGGUCUCGCCAAGUCCAAUGCCGAGCUUUUGAUGUCUAGACUCAUGCAGUGGAACUUGUUGGAUGAAAGUGUGCAAGUCGCAGAUCAGAGGAAGCGUCACCAACAAUUUUGCAGCUUCUUCACCCGUUAAGAAGGGCUCUGCUUCUGCCACCAUGUAACCAGUCUAUUCAAGGCAAUCAAAAUCGCCUGUAACCAGAAUGAGUGGCGCCUCUUCAUUGACAGCUCAUUCAGGAGCCUCAAAGCCGUGCUGCUCCAUAAUGGUAACAAAUACCCGUCUCUUCCCUUGGCUCACUUGGUGCACCUCAAAGAGGAUUACAACAGCAUCAAGACCUUGCUGGACGCCUUGAAGUAUGAUUAGUAUGGCUGGGAGGUCAUCGGAGACUUCAAAAUGGUGGCAUUCCUCAUGGGUCUCCAAAGCGGUUUUACCAAGUUUCCCUGCUAUCUUUGCCUUUGAGACAGCAGGGACACCAAGGCGCACUACCACAGGCGGGACUGGCCACAGCGGACCGAGUUCUCUGUGGGGAGGAAUAACAUCAAGUGGGAGCCACUGGUGAACCCCUGGAAGGGAAUCGAUUCGGUUCACCUUCAUCGACGCCGAUUCGGAUGACGUCACCGCGAAGCGAGACGCGAGAAGAUGGCGGGCAUCCUCUUCGAAGACAUCUUCGACGUCAAAGACAUGGACCCCGAGGGGAAGAAAUUUGACCGCGUUUCCAGGCUGCACUGUGAGAGCGAGUCGUUCAAGAUGGAUCUCAUCCUGGACGUGAACACGCAAAUCUACCCCGUCGACUUGGCGGAUAAGUUCCGUUUGGUGGUGGCCAGCACCUUGUACGAAGACGGAACUCCAGACGACGGAGAGUACAACCCCUCAGACGACCGGCCGUCCAGGGCAGAGCAGUUUGAGUACGUCAUGUACGGCAAGGUUUACCGCAUCGAGGGCGACGAGACGUCCACUGAGGCUGCCACCCGCCUGGCUGCCUACGUGUCAUUUGGGGGGCUGCUCAUGCGCUUGCAGGGCGACGCCAACAACUUGCACGGGUUCGAGGUGGACUCCAGGGUCUACCUGCUCAUCAAGAAACUGGCUUUCUGAGCUGUGUGCGUGUGCCAGGAGUGAAUGUGUGUGAUGUUAUUUGUAAGUAAUUGAGUGAGGAAUGACAGUGAGUGGGAGUGCACACUUUUGAGUGUGCAUGUGAGUGAAUGUUACGCGAGUGACUUGUGGCAGUGAGUGCGCACUGUGAAUGCUAAUGGGAAUGACUGUGAUUGCACACUGUGUGUGUGAGUGAUUGUGUGUGUUGAGAUUCAGCUAUCGCUUGUCACCGGUGUUGAACACCACAGCCAACAAUGUAACCAAGGAGCCCCCCUGUCCAAUUUGUUCCCUCUGCAUAGCUUGCCAUCUGGGAUCCUCCGGCCCAUGUGACCUAGUGUAGUCGCACCACCUGCAUGUCUGCAUGCGCACACUGCCCCUAAUUGCACACUGACAUAACCUUGUGUCUUUGGGAAGUUAUGAGUGGUUAUCAUCCUAAGAAAUUAUCCCAAUGACCCCAGGUUACAUGUUGGCUGUGGUGCUCAACACCAGCAAGGAGUGAUAUUUGAAGUUUACUUGCCUAUAAUUGAGCACCUGGUGUAGUGGUGGUGUCAGCCUCAGAUUCUCAUUAACAGCACUUGCCCUAACAUUGUGUAACAUGUAUUUGUGACUACAUCUCAUCACAUGUAUGAACAAACCCUUUGCAGUGUUGUCAGGUACAUUGAAAGUUGCUUGCACAAUAAUGUGGAGUUGAAAUCUGACUUGUGCUUACACGCACACACCCGUGUGUACCUGCAAUAAUGGAUAUCGUUGCCCAAAAUAGGCACCCCAAGGCGCAAUUGAACAUUUUUUAUUUCUGGAGCAUGUGUCGAUGUGUGUGCCGUCAUAUUUAUAUUUCAAUAAAAAUGAUUUACAUUA
Lethenteron reissneri (Far Eastern brook lamprey) is the source of this 2479-nucleotide messenger RNA. RefSeq names its product RNA polymerase II, I and III subunit H (gene POLR2H). Gene Ontology annotation, biological process: DNA-templated transcription. The record is from RefSeq and is a predicted model, not a curated record. Gene Ontology annotation, cellular component: RNA polymerase I complex; RNA polymerase II, core complex; RNA polymerase III complex. NCBI's taxonomy places the organism in Eukaryota, Metazoa, Chordata, Hyperoartia, Petromyzontiformes, Petromyzontidae.